Molecule: messenger RNA, 3324 nt
Organism: Spirometra erinaceieuropaei
Lineage: Eukaryota; Metazoa; Platyhelminthes; Cestoda; Diphyllobothriidea; Diphyllobothriidae
Source: the annotation of a GenBank genome assembly
AUGCAGAGCUGUCCUGCAUUGAACGAAAUUCGACUUGCUCACGACAUCAAGGAGUUGACAAUAGAGGUAGCUCCUCUUACCGUGUACAUUUGUUCGUGUGUCAGGUUCACGACGGCAAUGCUCUCCAUGCUCAUCGAAUAGUACUAGCAGCUCGCAUUCCGUCCUUGCGAGGGGCACUUAGUGACGUCCAUGGGGAGGGGACUUCGGUCCUAAGGUGGCCUACGGUGCCUAUCAGGUCGGUUCUUUGAUUUUACUUACCGCAUAUGCGAUUUCAUAGCCUCGCAACUACACUCGUCCAGUACGUGUACACUGGUCAAGUGGAGAUUACACAAAGUAAUGUGAAGGGCAUGGUUGUGCUUGCAAGAAUGUUGAAGCUCCCUGGCCUGGUUAACUGGGGAGUGGCGUUCAUGUCUAACAGGUACAUAUUUCUCGAUUAUCCCUAUCUAACUGCCUAUUUUAAAGAGUUAGUUUAGAAAAUCUACCAGAUACGUGGGACUUUGCCAGGUAUCUGAAUGUCGAAUUACUAGCGGAAAAGUGCAUCGGGCUGAUGAAGGCGCACUUUGAGGACAUCGUCCCAACUGAACUCUUUAUUCGCUUACCGGCCGGAACCAUGCUUAGCUUGCUUCGAAGUGAAGAUUUGUCUGUGGCAUCUGAGGAGCAAGUUAUUGCGGCUAUCGCACGGUGGGCAAGUGCUGGCGACGAAGCUGCUGCUGACGAUGAUGAGAAGUUAAGACUGCACAUUCCGGCGAUGCUGAAAGAGGUGCAGUGGCACCUUACGAGCAUCCAAUGCCGCGAUCGCGUAAAGGAGAGCUACCCAACACUGCAGAAAAGCCCUGAAUGUCUGUAAGUACAGGGUGUUUCAUCCUUGUUAUGCUUUACUUAAAAGUCAACUUAUGCUUCAGGUUGAGAACUGGAUUGGCGCUUCAGAUAAGGGCAAGUCGCCCUGUCCAUUCAACCUCAGGCCAGGCAAGACGUCCUUGUCCUUUGGAGCAGACACUCAUCAGACAGUCUUCCUGUUUGGAGUAAACAAAACUCGAGACGGGUUCUCUGUCCUCCGGGUCGAUCCACAGCACCAGCAGGUAGAACGCGUCGCUGACAUGAGAGAGCCCCGGUACGCCUCCUACAGUGUCGUGGGCGGUGAGUGGCCGGCCAGUUAUGCUGCCUUCCCAGCGCAGACUGACUUUUACUUCCGUUUUAUUGAUAUCCACUGCCUCUGGGCGCAGCACCAGAACACAUUUGCCAUGGGCAUAGGGAUUCCAAGCUCUUGAGGAUGUUCAUUGCAUCAGCUGCAUUUUAUGUCUUGAAAUAAAAAAUAAAGUGUGAAUUAGACGCUUUGGCAAGUAAAUGUUUUCGCCUUGAUCGGCGCCUGCUUGCAGCCAUUUUAGUCAGACGGCAGAUCUGACAGUUAUUGGGUGCAAAGUCUCUUGACCCUCAGCGGGAAGCUUAUUGCAUUACUUUUUUUCUCCCCACCAUCCCCCCCCCCACACGGAAGAGAGCAUUUUCGUUGUUGGAGGAGGAGUGUUUGGCUCAAAGUCAAAUGUUGAUGAAUUUCUGGCGAAAGAAGGACGUUGGCGCGAACGGGCGCCCCUCACGGCUGGACGCGGGUGCCACGCAGCCGCAGUCGUCAAGGUUCCCGCCGCCACCAAAAAGGUAGGAGAGACGCUGAUUUGCAUUUUCGGUGGAUACAGCGGAGUUUCACGACUUUCCUCUUGUGAAGUCUAUGAAAUCAGUCAAGACAGGUGAGAAGGCGCUCGUCGCGGCCCCUUUUUUGCCAGAAAAACUUCCCUUUACUCGCUCAUUCACCCGCCUGCCCGUCCCGCCCAAACAGAUGGCAUAAAUUGCCCAGUCUGCCGGAGGAGAGGACCAGUCCAGCUGCUGCCAGUUUGCCCGGCGACAAUCGGGUCUUCAUUUUUGGCGGUUUCGACGGCUCCUCCGGGCUUGCUUCCGUGGUAUUCUGCCACCUGCGAGCAGACUGGCGGAAGAAGGCGAUCUCCGCGCGCACGACUGACUUCUGGCAGCCAGCUGCCCUCAUGAGAACUGCACGACACGCCCUCGCAGCAGCACCCUUUCGUGGAGCAAUCCUGGUCGCCGGUGGAUUUGAUGGCAAAAAAAGUUUAAGUGCUGUGGAGAUGUUUACGCCACCAGACGCUAGGUGUCCCCACGGCCAGUGGACACAGCUGGCUGACAUGAAUCAGCCUCGCUGGGGGUUCAUUCUUCUCGCCUUCGCUAACGCCGUCAUUGCUCUCGGCAACAGUAAUGCAGUACACAAUUAAAUGCAUUCUUUCUUUUUUGUAUUUUCUUUCAUGCAAUUUGAUGUCCCCAUCAGGCUAGCGUAUUCUUAAAAUGGCAAAUGACUUAAAAUAUCUGGCAUGUUGCCCUAGCUUCGAUUGUAAUCUGUGGCAUGACGUUUGUGGUUUUGGCCAGAUGUGGUUAUGUAGCCGCAUCUGAGGUUAACAAACACCAAGCACCUGUAAUACGGGACCAAUGGUUUUAAGACUUUUUUACAGGUGGUGUCGGGGAACGCACAAACGACGAGGUCAAAUGAUUGUAUACAAAAGAAAAGCUAUUAGACCUGUGCGGUUAUACUUUGAGUGGUUGAUAAAUAGUUGCCCUAAACUCUAACCCAAACCCCUAACUCUAACCCUUGAUUCCAACCCUUAACGGUAACCGUCAGCCUUAAACCCUAAACCCUAACGCCUAACCCCAACCCCUAACUCUAACUCUAGGCCCCAACUACUAACCCCUAAGCCCAAACCCCACUCCUAACCCUUACCCUUAACCGCAGCCCUAAACCCUAACCCCGAAACAUGCAACACGAAAGUUAGAAGGAGACGACAGGUCAAAAUUUAGGAAGGAUCACCGGCAUUGGGCCGAAAAAGGUAGACACGGCAACAAAGAAACAAGGCCGCCAACGGAACACACAUCGAAAUUCACAGAAACAUCAUAUCAAUAUAAUCAUACUAACUCAAAAUAAUUAAACAGGUCAGAAGUAUUGUGUUCAUCAGGUGCGGCUACAUAGUCACAUCUUACCGAGGUUCUUUCCUGCGAACUGCACCAUCAAAGCCAGAAGUACUCGCUUUAUUGUGAAUAUAGCCCUUUCUUUUUUCUGAUCUCUUUUCUGGUAUCAGUUAAAAAUAAUAACAUCCUUAUGAUUAUUUAAAAUUUGUAGGCGACGAUGGCCAACCGAAAAACACGGUGGAGACUCUUACAGGACCAGCAGGUUCAGACGGCUUGGGCAAUAACUUGACCACUUGGGUCUGGUCGUCCAAGAGCCCAGUGAAAACGCUUUACCAGAUUCAUGGAGCUGCAAGCCUUCGCAUGUAA